Messenger RNA from Abrus precatorius (Indian licorice), 1827 nucleotides. RefSeq names its product serine carboxypeptidase-like 27. NCBI's taxonomy places the organism in Eukaryota, Viridiplantae, Streptophyta, Magnoliopsida, Fabales, Fabaceae. Bases 188 to 1576 code for a protein of 462 amino acids. The record is from RefSeq and is a predicted model, not a curated record. Gene Ontology annotation, cellular component: vacuole. Gene Ontology annotation, molecular function: serine-type carboxypeptidase activity. Gene Ontology annotation, biological process: proteolysis. The transcript is spliced from 9 exons.
UGUGUGUGUAAAUCUGAGGUAGAACUGAACUGCUUCAAAUCUUUGACAUUAAAGUUUAGAUCUUUUCUAACUGCGUCAGGAUUUGUGUUCUUGGACUUUUACUCUUUAGUAGUACUUCCAUAAAUUCCAUUCAUGCUCUCAUUAUAAUAUUCUGGUGCUUCUGGAUUUUGGCAAUUUUGACAGAAUCAUGGGUUGUUGUUGUACCAGAUUCUAUCUUGUUUUGUUUUUGUCCUUUUGUGUGGGAGUUUCUUUAGCUUCCCCAAUUGAAGAUCAAAGGAGAGAUAGGAUUACAGAGUUGCCAGGACAACCAAAGAAUGUGGGCUUUGCUCAGUAUUCUGGGUAUGUGAGUGUGAAUGAGGAGAGUGGAACUGGGAGGUCAUUGUUCUAUUGGUUGGUUGAGGCACCACUGAGUCGUGGACCAAGGUCAAGGCCACUAGUGUUGUGGCUUAAUGGUGGCCCUGGAUGUUCUUCUAUUGCUUAUGGUGCAUCUGAAGAAAUUGGCCCUUUCCACAUUAGGCCUGAUGGAAAGUCACUUUACUUGAAUCCUUAUGCUUGGAACAAUGUGGCAAAUACAUUAUUCCUUGAUUCUCCUGCUGGUGUUGGUUUUUCAUAUUCUAAUAAAACAACGGAUCUGUAUACAUUUGGUGACCAGAAAACAGCUGAGGAUACAUAUACUUUUCUUGUUAAGUGGUUUGAAAGAUUUCCUCAGUACAAGCAUAGAGAAUUUUACAUUGCUGGAGAAAGUUAUGCAGGCCAUUAUGUUCCUCAGUUGGCUCAAAUUGUAUACCAGAAAAACAAGGGAAUCAAGAAUCCAGAUAUAAAUUUUAAGGGAUUUAUGGUUGGUAAUGCUGUUACUGAUGAUUAUCAUGAUUAUGUUGGUACAUUUGAAUAUUGGUGGACCCACGGUUUGAUUUCAGAUUCCACGUAUAGGAUGCUAAAAAUUGCCUGUGACUUUGGGUCCUCCCAGCAUCCAUCAGUGCAAUGCAUGCAGGCUCUCAGAGUUGCAACUGUGGAGCAGGGAAACAUUGAUCCAUAUAGCAUAUAUACACAGCCUUGCAACAAUACAGCAUCACUCAGACGCGGCUUGAAGGGUCGCUAUCCAUGGAUGUCUCGAGCAUACGAUCCUUGUACUGAAAGGUAUUCUGAUUUGUAUUUCAAUCGUCCAGAAGUUCAGAAGGCAUUGCAUGCCAAUGUAACUGGAAUUCCUUACACAUGGAAGGCAUGCAGUGAUAUUGUAGGCAACUAUUGGACUGAUUCUCCACUAUCUAUGCUUCCAAUAUAUCAAGAACUUAUUAAUGCUGGCCUACGAAUAUGGGUAUACAGUGGAGACACUGAUGCUGUGGUUCCAGUGACUGCCACUCGAUAUUCUAUUGAUGCCUUGAAGCUACCUACCCUCAUCAAUUGGUACCCUUGGUAUGAUAAUGGCAAGGUUGGUGGCUGGAGUCAAGUUUAUAAAGGGCUAACAUUGGUUACAAUAAGAGGAGCUGGACAUGAGGUUCCUCUUCAUAGGCCCCGCCAAGCAUUUAUUCUUUUUAGCUCAUUCUUGGAGGACAAGUCCUUGCCAUCAUCAAGUUAAACACAUUUGUUCUUUUUCAUUUGAUGAAUAUUCACACAAGUAUAGAACCAUAAGUACCACCAUUCUUGCACCAUAGGCUAAGAAUAAAUGUUAUUCAUAUACAUGGAGCAGGCUGAGACAGAAUAAGGAAUGCAUUCCUCAUGAGUUCCCUCUUGGCUCUCUGCCUGGAAAAUUGAUAGAUUUACCGUUAGUAGUUCUUAUAUUUUUAAUUGUUAUUGAAAAUGUGAUUAUUUAUAUGAAAUGCUAUUCUU